Trichoderma virens Gv29-8 is the source of this 2121-nucleotide messenger RNA. RefSeq lists its product as uncharacterized. Gene Ontology annotation, biological process: proteolysis. Gene Ontology annotation, molecular function: tripeptidyl-peptidase activity; serine-type endopeptidase activity. The record is from RefSeq and is a predicted model, not a curated record. The transcript is spliced from 7 exons. Lineage: Eukaryota; Fungi; Ascomycota; Sordariomycetes; Hypocreales; Hypocreaceae. The coding region runs from base 1 to 2121 and encodes 706 amino acids.
AUGUUGUUCAGAUCGCUUGUCGCGGCCUUUGGCCUCCAGCUGGCCCUUGAAGUCGUUGCAAGCCCUCUGUUGCGCGACAAGGUUCCAGUGAAGCGUGAUGUUCCAUCAACCCACAGGCUUCAUGAACGCCACCCGCCCCGCACCGCCAAUCACUGGACUAAACGGGAGAGAUUAUCCCGAAAGACUGUUUUGCCCAUGCGUAUCGGCCUAAAGCAGCGAAAUCUCGAUGUGGGACAUUCCAGGCUCAUGGACAUCUCUAACCCGAAAUCUGCCAACUAUGGUAAACACAUGACUGCAGAGGAAGUCAUCGACUUCUUUGCUCCGGCACAGUCUAGCGUGGAUGCUGUUAUUGAUUGGCUCGUCUCUUCCGGCAUUGAUCGGAAGCGCAUCAGCCAAUCAGCUAACAAGCAGUGGAUCCAGUUUGAUGCGGCAGCUGAAGAGGCCGAGGAUCUCCUGGUGGCCGAUUUCUACUACUGGGAGGACAGCACAGGUUCUCACAGAGAUAUUGCCUGUGAGGAAUAUCAUGUUCCCGCCCAUAUUCAAGAGCACAUUGACUACGCAACCCCCGGAAUCAGACUGCGUGCAAACAAUGCCGUCAAGCGCGACCUCAGCAAACGAGAGACAAACAAGAUCUCAGCACUUCGCGAGGGUCCACACUUUACCAACACUGUCGCCCACAUAAACGCUGUGAACGAUGUCCCAGGAGUCAAUUCCACUUCUUGCAGUAGCUUCAUCACUGCUGAUUGUAUCAGAGUUCAGUAUGGUGUGCCCAAUGGUACAACAGCCGCUGCCGGCAAUGAGCUGGGAAUCUUUGAAGACCUGAAUGACCACUACAGCACUGCUGACCUUGAUGCAUUCUUGGCGGCUGUCUAUCCCGAUCUUAAUAUCCCCAAGGGGACAUAUCCUGAGAACCGUUUGGUCGAUGGCGCCAUCGGGUCUUACGAGGACAUUGUGGCUACUAUUGGUUCCAACUUUGGUGGUCUUGGACUUGAGUCUACCUUGGAUUUCCAGUCAGCCAUCCCCCUCAUCUGGCCCCAGAAGACGGUCCUGUUCCAGACAAACGACGAGUAUUACGAGAUUGUUGGAACUCAAGGCUUCUUUAAUACCUUCCUGGAUGCCAUUGAUGGUAGCUACUGCAGCUUCAGCGAUUACGGUGAGACUGGGGAUUGCACUGACUCUUCAUGCGCCGACCCUGUUUAUCCAAACCCCAAUUAUCCCUCACCUAUUGGAUAUCAAGGACAAAAGCAGUGCGGUGUAUUCGAGCCCACCAAUGUCAUCUCAGUCUCCUACAACGGCAUCGAAGAUCUCCUCCCCAACAACUACCAGUACCGCCAGUGUGACGAGUACCUGAAGCUCGGCCUGCAGGGAGUUACCGUCGUCUUCUCAUCAGGCGACUAUGGUGUUGGCACCCAUUUGGGCUGCAUCGGUCCGAAUUCUGAACCCAACGUCGGCAUCAUCUUCACUCCCGGUUUCCCCCAGACAUGCCCAUACAUCCUCGCAGUCGGCGGCACUGAGCUGAGGCGUGCAGACCCCAGCGCUCCUCCAGUUGAGUGGGAAAUACUUGAAGAGGUUGCCACUACUCAGUUCCCUAGCGGUGGAGGCUUCAGCAACAUCUUUAGCGUCGCCGACUACCAGGCAGACGCUGUCAACGCGUACUUUGAUGCUGUAGAGUCUUCAUUCCCAUUCAAAUCCUACAACCAGACCAUUGUGAACGGCAACUUUGACAACGUAACAGACGUCAACCAAGUCUACAACCGGGGCGGCCGUGGUUUCCCUGAUGUGGCGGCUGUGGGAGAGAAUCAGCUCGUUGUCUACGGUGGGCAAUUUGGUACUAUUGGCGGAACCUCGCUUUCGACGCCGGUCUGGGGAUCUUUAUUGACUCUGAUCAACGAGAAGCGCAUUGCCGCUGGCAAGAGCACCCUUGGGUUUGUCAACCCGGCUCUGUAUCAACACCCGGAGGCAUUUAAUGAUGUCACCGAGGGAAACAACAAUGGCUGCAGCUCUCCUGAUCAAACAACACUGUGGGGCUUCCCAGCUGCGGCCGGAUGGGAUCCUGUGACGGGCCUUGGGUAUGUUUCUCUCCUUCUCGCUCUCAUUCUCGGUUAUUAUGGACUCAACUAA